GUAUACGGGUUCUCGUGUCCCAAUUUGCACAAAUUAUCCUAAUAUUGUUUUAUUAAUAAAUUGGUAACGCAUUAUCGUAAUGACCCGAAUCAGUUGCACGUUAAAAAUGACAAACCAGUUAAAUUGCAAAGUUCCCUUGGGCAACAUAAAGUGAAAAGAAACAUGUAUAAAACAGUUUUAUUGAUUUUACAGAUAACGUAUUAUACCCACUCGGAAGACUUGAAAGACCUCUCAGCUCCCGCCCUUAUUAAACUAGGGCAAGACGUGUCAGUUUUGCACCCUUACGAGGCCCACCCUUCGGAUGUGCAGUUUUACCUAACCACCCGAGGGGACACCCCUGAGGCACGCCUCGUCACCCCGGACACCCCAAUCGAUAACACCCUUAAGAGCAAAUUUAUCGUGCACGGAUGGUUGGAGAACCAUCGAAGGUCCUGGUGCGAGGCUAUAGCAGAACAAUUCCUCGCCAAUGAAGACUGUAACGUUUUCAUCGUUGAUUGGGAGAAACCCGCCAGGACAGCGUAUGCUACCUCUGCUAAAAAUACCAAAAUUGUCGGUUAUGAGGUUGCUAAUUUUAUUAUGGAAAGCAAGUUGUCCGGCCAGGAUGUGCACUUGAUAGGGCACUCAUUGGGGGCCCACGUGGCGGGUUUCACCGGGAAGAAGCUCCUGGAACGAUUCGACCAGAAGGUCCAGAGGAUUUCUGGAUUAGAUCCGGCGGGGCCGUACUUUAGGUUGCCGGGCAUAAAUUCGACCGAAAGGCUUGACAAGUUGGACGCUGAGGUGGUCGAUAUUAUUCAUACUGAUGCAGGGUUUUAUGAAUACGAAAAUCCCCUGGGAACUCUGGACGUGUACGUUAACGGGGGCCAAAGGGUGCAGCCCGGUUGUCUGGAUGAAUUCAUCAUCAUUGGUCCUACGUCGUUGGGAGACAUUUUUGAAAAAUACCAUCUUCACCUCGAUAAACUUUCAGCGUUCUGCAGCCACUCCAGAUCGACCAAAUACUUCGUCGAAUGGCAAAAGGGCAGCAAAUUCAAAUGUAUAUUCUGCCAACCCGUGCUGGGAAUCAACCUGUUCGGGGACAAAUGCACCCUGCACCAUACCGACCAAUUGGUCGGCUUCGGUGACGUCACCGAAGGCAUUUGUUUCGCCCCCACCAACCCCCAAGAACCUUAUUUGUCUUAA
Molecule: messenger RNA, 1176 nt
Organism: Anthonomus grandis grandis
Lineage: Eukaryota; Metazoa; Arthropoda; Insecta; Coleoptera; Curculionidae
Product: pancreatic triacylglycerol lipase-like
Exons: 6
Coding region: 163-1176 (337 amino acids)
Molecular function (GO): lipase activity
Source: RefSeq, a predicted model, not a curated record